Anopheles aquasalis is the source of this 1130-nucleotide messenger RNA. Its product is annotated as microtubule-actin cross-linking factor 1, isoforms 6/7-like. NCBI's taxonomy places the organism in Eukaryota, Metazoa, Arthropoda, Insecta, Diptera, Culicidae. Gene Ontology annotation, molecular function: chitin binding. The record is from RefSeq and is a predicted model, not a curated record. Gene Ontology annotation, cellular component: extracellular region.
CUACCGAUUACAGCUGAGUGUGGAGUUGGCUUUGAGUGCACCAAACGAUGGCGCAGUGUAAGAAGAUUGCUUUUUUCAUGUUUCUUCUUGGUUUGCAGCUCAUACGCUGUGGCCCUCUCAAUAAGCGCAUCCCGAUCUGCUCGGAACCCGGAAACGAGGGUCUCAUGUUUCCUCACGAGUACGAGUGUUACCGGUACUAUCAGUGUUCGACCAACGGUGUAUAUCUAAUGCAGUGUUCGAACGGUUAUCACUUCUCGGCCACAACUCUGAGAUGUGAACCUCCGCAGGUUGCACAAUGUGAUCCUGAUAUCCCGACCGGACCAACACCAACACUACCAACCACGCCACCAAUUACAGGGCCAACGACACUAUCGACAAGUUCUUCGGAUACUACAACUCUCGGAAUAACGACAACGGAAGAAAACGCUGAAAUUACGACUGCGUUCACACCUCCAACUGUUCCAACGGGUACUCCCAUCAUACCGACAGUGCCAACAGGAACACCUCUAACAACAGAGCAACCGCCAAUAACCACAACGACGGAGGAUCCAGAAGAAGCCUCUUCUUCAACGGCGGAAACUCCGGAGCCUGAGACGACGACAGAGCAACCUACAGAAGCUGUCACGACGGAGGAUCCAGAAGAAACCUCUUCUUCAACGGCGGAAACUCCGGAGCCAGAGACGCCGACAGAGCAACCUACAGAAGCUGUCACGACGGAGGAUCCAGAAGAAGCCUCUUCUUCAACGGCGGAAACUCCGGAGCCAGAGACGCCGACAGAGCAACCUACAGAAGCUGUCACGACGGAGGAUCCAGAAGAAGCCUCUUCUUCAACGGCGGAAACUCCGGAUCCAGAGACGCCGACAGAGCAACCUACAGAAGCUGUCACGACGGAGGAUCCAGAAGAAGCCUCUUCUUCAACGGCGGACACUCCGGAGCCAGAGACGCCGACAGAGCAACCUACAGAAGCUGUCACGACGGAGGAUCCAGAAGAAAACUCUUCUUCAACGGCGGAAACUCCGGUGCCAGAGACGCCGACAGAGCAACCUAACGUAUGCAUUAUAAAAAAGAGAUAAAAUUUGAAUGGUGAUAAAAAAUAAACUAUGACAGAUAAUUGAGAUCUGUAAAUUACA